Messenger RNA from Amphibalanus amphitrite, 1520 nucleotides. RefSeq lists its product as uncharacterized. The record is from RefSeq and is a predicted model, not a curated record. The transcript is spliced from 9 exons. Lineage: Eukaryota; Metazoa; Arthropoda; Thecostraca; Balanomorpha; Balanidae. The coding region runs from base 1 to 1308 and encodes 435 amino acids.
AUGGACAGCCCGCCGAGCCCUCCUGUGGCGCGUCCGGCACCGCCAGCUCCGCCGACGGCAGCGCCACCUGCACCACCGACCAUAGCGCCACCUGCGCCGCCGGGACCAGGCUCUACACUCCCGGCACCGGCGGCACACAGCGUGCGGGCUGCAGACAUCAGCUGCAUCCAGUCAGCGAGCGAGGAGCUGCUGACCGCCACCCUGCUGAUGGACGGAGCACCGAUCGCGCCGCCGCUGAUCGACCAGCGGCCCGACAUUAACCUGCUGACAUCAGCGCGGUGCUCGCUGAAAUCAGCCGUGGGAGACUGGCCGUCGCUGAGGCUGACCGUCAGGGAGUUUGGGGCCUGCGGAGUGGAGGAGUGUGUGAAGGGAGAGCGCUGGCUCUGCGUCACUGUGCGGUUCCCGAGACUGGCCGGUCUGCGUCUUCUGGAGGAUAGCGUGGUCCGGCUCCGCUGUCUGCCCAAAGAGCGCAGACACGCCCUCGAGAAGCAGCUCACCCUGCAGGCGCCGAGGCUGGACCGCUUACCAAUAGCGUCCUACUCUGGGGCGACGGAGGCCUCCGAGUCCGGCCUCCCCGAAUUUGACGUUCAGCUACUGCACCGCGGUCGGGGCCAGUUCCGGUUCACACCGGUCCACACCGGCUACGACAGCGUGCACCUGGGAGACGAGAUGGAACUGAGAACGACCGUCCGAGACGGAGACGGCUGGCGGUACAGUCGUCUGACGGGACUGGUACUGGAACGUGUACCGGCCGAUGGCGAGGUACAACCUAACGACAUUGUACCGCUGGUGCUCAGUGAUGGAUGUGCCAACCGAGAGUACAAGCUACUGGCACCUGAGAACCCUUCGUGGUUUGAGAAUGAUCCUCUGGUGGUCCGGUUCUCGUUCCGGGCAUUCUCCUUCCAGGGAGUGACCUCGGAUGACCUGAUCAGGGUCACAGUCCGGAUUGCCGCCUGCAGAUACUACGAGCCCGACUGUAGACCACCGGUCUGUGGGCCCGGCACCUCUUCACGAGUGAGGCGCAGCACAGAUUCGGAGCCAGCAGCGCUGAGUAGCAGCCGCCAGUCCCAUUUCCGGGUGGUGGGACGCGCCGUGGGGGAAGAGUUGCUGAUAAGCUCGCCUGUUGGACUCGAAUUCUUCUAUCCAGCGGCUCUUCUGGCGUUAUCUGCUGUUCUCGCCCUGUCAGCCUUUGUUUCGCUGCUGUUGACGCUAGCCACGAUGCGUAACACCCUCAAGAGCUUGACAGAGGCUUUUUUGAAAACUCGCUUCAGAAAUGAUUUUGAAGUGCUUGAAGAAAAGUGUAAAUAACACUUGAUCGUCGCUUGUGGCUGUAAGGAUGACAUUAUGCAAUGAUGCUUGUGUGUUUCAUCACUUGUUUUAUUACUAUACGUCUGUAUUUGUAAACGUAGAAUGCGGGAGGCGCUUUUUAUGCGUGUGUGACAAGUGUGUGAUAUUUAUUUUCAAUAGCUUGUAUUGGCUGUAAUGAAUUAACCCUCGCCGGACCUAUUGGUUUUCUACAU